Molecule: messenger RNA, 1317 nt
Organism: Amphimedon queenslandica
Lineage: Eukaryota; Metazoa; Porifera; Demospongiae; Haplosclerida; Niphatidae
Exons: 5
Coding region: 98-1192 (364 amino acids)
Source: RefSeq, a predicted model, not a curated record
AUUGUUCCCUUUAACCAUCGUACACCUACUCAACCAGGAAGAAUAUGUUAUUAAAAUCUCUCCAUUGACACAAGAGUAUUACAAAUUUCGAGAUGCCAUGUCUCUCAAGAUAACGAUCACAUCAAAGCACACACUUCACCUCAUCAACCGUUACACUCAUAUUGAAGUGUACUUUACUGGUCCUACCCAGCACUGUCCAUUAGUACGUAAGCUACUCACAACAGCUAUUGAUAAUAGCAGUGAUGCCAUGCACCUCAAGCAUAAUUAUGUCAAUGCAUUUGCUUGCCCUAACAAUGAGAGCUGCUAUUGUAUUGUAAAUGAAGAUCACCAUAGAGUAGCUGAUUGUACAGUUUGUGGUCAAUCUCCUGAUAUUAGCAAUGACUACUGGACCUGGUUUAAUGAUGCACAAGGACCUGAUGAGAGUAAUAAUGGAACACAAAUAGAGAAAGAUAAUGAUCAGUCACUAAAUAAAAUAAAGAAAAAGCUUGAAAUUGUACUCAGAGAAAAUCAAGUUACUUUGCACGAUAUAUUCAUGGAAACACAAGACACACUUAAGGGCAUUGCCAGAGCAUUGAAUGCUGUAAAUAUUGUAGACAAAGCUGUUCAAAAAGAACCUACAUAUGAGUCAAUCAUUGGAUCUUUUAUUAAUGGAAUGAAGUUAAAAGAUAACUAUUCUGAUAUUGAAGAACAUUGUGUAAAGUUUUUGACAGCUUUGUCUGGUGUUGGAGGCCCAGUAGCUGAGGCUAGUGAUAUGAUAAAGAAGAAAUGGAUGAGCAUAUGUACUACUGUAGGACUCAACAUUACAUUUGAAGGAAAUGCUUCAAAAAUGGAUGAUAUGCCUUCAGCUGCUAAUGCAGUGCAAAUGAAAGGUCAUGCAUCAGAUGAAAACCUCCUGUUAGACAAGAAGCCUGAAAAGAGUGACCUCCUUAGGUUAUUCAAAAGUUCUGCUGCUCAUUAUAUGAUCAUUGGUACUGCACUUGAUGUUGAAGUGGAUGACCUCUCACACAAUCCAGAAGUUACUACUAUCAAUCUCAUUAAAGUAUUUAAAAAAUGGCUACACUCCAAUAAUGAUGUGACCUGGAGAAAUAUUGUACAAGUUUGUGAAGAUUAUCCAGAUGAACUUGAAAGAGCAAAAGCUAAUGUGCAAGAAUUUCUUUUAUCAGACAGGGCCCAUGCUAAAUAUCUAAAAUAAAUGUACAUUGCCUGCAACUCUUGACUCAUAAUGCAUGCACACGUAGAAAUCCUUUUUAAAGGUACAUGUUUUAUAAUUAUUAACAAUUUAUUCUCAUGAGUUCAUGGAUGCACAUUCAUUAUGGC